AUGGUGAAAAGUUCUCUUUGCGUCAAGCUUCGAAAACGCUGUGUCGCCUUGUGUUUUAAGAAAUUGCUUGAAUUGUGGGGGUGUCGUGGAAAGGUCUUGAACUUGAUGACGAAAGGCCCGCUUUACGUAUAUCACUUCCUCAGGAUGUCAACUUCCUUUCACCUUUUUUGGCCGUCAAAGUUGUUGUUUUGUAUUAGGGAACUUGGCGAUGCCAAGGAAACAGUACUGAACCAAGAAGAUUCUCGUGAUGAUAUUAAAAGUGCCAGUUGAGCUUAAAAUGUCACGAAGGUACAAAUGAAAUAAACAAAAAUAUUAAAAGAUUCACUUAAAACCAGUCAAAAAUCAGAGGACCUUGAGAAGGGUGUUUGCUUGCUCAGCGAAUGAUUAUAUUUUACAUAGUAGCAAAGGUCUUUUAAGGAGUUAAAAAAUGCUCACAAAAAAUGAAGUAUUUGAUUUGGCAAUUAAAAUUAUCGGUGUGCAUUACAUAACUGAGUAAAAUAAAUGUCAAAUAUAUCUUUGAUUAAUAAAUGAAACAAAACAAACGAUUUUAACUCUUUAAAAAAGUUAUUCUUUCGUGUGUGAACUACCGGACGUUACAUGUCAAACAACCGGACGUUGCGUCCGGUGUCCGGUCUGAAACGAAACUAAAAAUAAAAUAUGCUCUGUGGAAAGUGUUUCGAGAAACGUGUUCUCGAUUCUAUACUGUAGCUUAAAACAUUCCCAACACAGUAAUUUGCAAAACACCCAACUCCUGUUAACGUAUUUAUUUAUUUUGUUUGUUUAUCAUUUUUUAUUUGUAGCAAUUCAAGAGAUGCAGCAGCAGAAAAUGUGAAUCGCAGUAGCCCAGGUUCCAUUAAACAGCUCUUCAACAGAAAGUUCAGCCACGGAAAUGAAGGUAGCUUUCCAAACAGCGUAAUUUUAGAUACAAAGGCAUUACUCGACCUUAGCGUCACUCCACAAGUCCAGUACCAGGAACCAGUUCCACAGCAGUAAGGACCAUAAGCAACAACAGAAGCGACGGCAACCAAAACAGGAAAAAUGCAAUGGGAUGAGAUUAGCAAUACAGCAACUUUGCACGUGCAUCACGCUUUUUUGUACAUUUCUUUGACGUCACUGCAUGACUAAAGGUGAUGUUACACGGGACGAUACGCAACGACGAUGUUGGAACAACGUUGCAACCAUUCGAAACAAUAUUGCCACAUUGUUCAACGCUGUUUUGCGCUAAAAAUCGUCGUUGCGAAUCGACUCGUGUAACAUCACCUUAAGACGUGAAGCUGCCUCAUUUCCGUUUUAUGGAGGACCUCAACACAAGAGAACGACUUUCAUUUUCUUUUGUUGAACUUCAACACAGUCCUCCAGAAAAAUUUGCCAGCAUUUGAGGACAUGAACAAGAUGGAAGAGGCGCGAUUAAUUUGGAAGCGGCUCGAAUUCACUUUUUAAGUGACGUUUUCGUAGCCGUCGCUGUCGGAUCUAAGGGAGGGGGCCCGGGGGAAGCUCUGAGGCCAGCGGGACCAAAGCGAUACAGUCACUUCGUUUACCAACCAUCCCCUCCCCCUCUGACGAAACCGAGGCGCCAAGGUACCUUGUUUCUGAAAUUGUAUUCAGAGAUCAGUUUGUCUAGGACAGGCCUCGUGUGUGGAAAAAAAGAUUCCUCAAGUUUAAAGAGAGGAUGUUCUUGUUUUAUUGCAGCCUAUGCAGAAUGAUUUUGAUAUGUUUUGGUUUUUGUUUCAGACAAGAAGAAAGUGGAAACAGCAACUUCGGCAGAAGUAAGUGAAAAAGUAAACCAUUCAACUUCAGGAACUUUAGUGCGCGAUUUAUUUUUUGUCCAUAAAAACGUAAAAUAAGGAUAUCCAAUAUCCAGCCAUCUUAAACACACGCUUCAUCAUCAACGCAUUUGUAGUGAAUUUAAAAAACUGAUGCAUAAAUGUUAAGUUAUUGAUUUGUCUUUUUAUUGUUAAGGGAAUGACCCUCAAAUAUUUAAGUAACCGUAAAAAUAUAUUUCUCUCUCACUGUGCACAAUCGUCUAAUUUAUGUAAAGGCUCGACCUCAUAUAUUGGAAGCUUUUAGCGCAGUACAUUAGCAGAUUACUUUAGCAGCUAUCUUUCUCAGAAUUGAGCUUUUCAAAAGAGCAAAAUUUUGAAACAAGGCUAAGGUUUUUUUUAAGGUUAAUUGAUGGACUUGUUGAUAGGUUGAUGCUGACCGGAAAACCAGAAUUAUGACAAUUAUGGUGAAAAGUUCUCUUUGCUUCAAGCUUCGAAAACGCUGUGUCGCCUUGUGUUUUAAGAAACUGCUUGAAUUGUGGGGGUGUCGUGGAAAGGUCUUGAACUUGACGACGAUAGGCCCGCUUUACGUAUAUCACUUCCUCAGGAUGUCAACUUCCUUUCACCUUUUUUGGCCGUCAGAGUUGUUGUUUUGAAUUAGGGAACUUGGCGAUGCCAAGGAAACAGUACUGA
Messenger RNA from Porites evermanni, 2453 nucleotides. The record is from the annotation of a GenBank genome assembly. NCBI's taxonomy places the organism in Eukaryota, Metazoa, Cnidaria, Anthozoa, Scleractinia, Poritidae.